Messenger RNA from Cucumis sativus (cucumber), 1607 nucleotides. Its product is annotated as probable E3 ubiquitin-protein ligase RHY1A. The record is from RefSeq and is a predicted model, not a curated record. Bases 822 to 1427 code for a protein of 201 amino acids. The transcript is spliced from 3 exons. NCBI's taxonomy places the organism in Eukaryota, Viridiplantae, Streptophyta, Magnoliopsida, Cucurbitales, Cucurbitaceae.
UUUAAGAGUGAGAAAAAGAGGGAAUGAUUGAGCAAAUCGUCUCGUUAUUGUACGUUUUGCUCUUACCACCUUCAAUGCGCCUGUCCCCACUUUUGUCUGUUACCUUCUUCACUCCCCAGCUUCGUUGGCCUUCAUACUUUAUCCUCAUUUUAAUUCCUUCUUCUCACAUUUCCCCCAUCUUCCAUUCUACCUCUGUUUUCGUGUCCUUCGUUUCUUCUGCUACUGGGUUUUUUAAAUCAGCGAUUUCGUUGUUUUUUUAGUUCUAAUCCGUGUUGGGUUUUGGUUAAUUUUGAUGGAACUGUGAAACUUGGUUGAUUUUGAAAUGAAAUUAGUAUGGAUUUGAGGAUUUUGUAGUUGGGUUUUUUUUUUUUUUCGGUGGAAUUGGUAUUUCUGAUUCAUUUGCUCAAACCGAGAAGCUCCAUUGGUUCUGAGUUGAAAUCGUAUUUGUCUUUGUUGUUUAAUGGAUUUUGAGUUGAAAAUAUUACUUUAAUCCCUUCCUCUCACAUUUCUCCAUCUUCCAUUUUACCUCUGUCUUCAAGCUUCUUCUUCGUGUUCUUCGUUUCUCUGCUUUUGCGUGUUGUCUUUUUUCCGUUCAGUCCCUGUGAAUUAGCGAUUUCGUUGGUUUGAUUAAUUUUGAUGAAACUCGGUUGAUUUUGAGAUGAAAUUAGUGAGUGUGGAUUUGAGAAUUUGUACUUGUGUUUCUUCGUUUUCUGUGAAAUGGGUAUUUUGAGUUGAAAUCAUCUUGAGUUUAAUCCAAUUAGAUUUCACCAUUUCUAUCUCGAUUAUUUCCGAUUUUAAUCUAACAAAAAACUCGUUGAUCGAUGGCCGGAAUGUUACCCGGAGUUGAAUGUGCUAGAAGGAGGCGGUUCCACCAGAGCAUAAACUCAUCGGACUCGCCGUUCACGGCAGGGAAAUCAGGAUCUACAAGAAGACCAUCGUUCUGUUUGUACACAAGCAACCGCGAUUUUCAUCUAAUUUCAUCAUCUUCGUCACAGCAACGGAGCUUAACGAAUCAAGCUUAUCAGAACGAUAAACUUGGUGAAAUUGCAAGAGAAGCUAAGGAACGGUUGGAUGAGAGGUUGAGGACUCACCGAAAACCUGAAAAUUCAAGGAAGAAAAACAACAAUGAAGAAGUAAAGGGGAAGGAAUCAAGAGAAAAAAAUAAUGGUGAGAAGAAAGAGAUGAAGAAUACAAAAGGAAAAGAAGAAGAAACAAAGAAAAGGUUUAGUUGGGGCCGGAAGCUAAUGAAAUGGAAAGCCUCGGAGCAAGAAGAGUGCAGCGUUUGUCUAGAACGGUUCAGACUGAGCGAGCCACUGCUCCAUCUUCCAUGCGCCCAUAAGUUCCAUUCCACUUGCUUGGUCCCUUGGCUCCAAGCCAAUGCCCACUGCCCUUGCUGCCGCUUCCCUAUAGCCGUCCCCUCCCAAUAAUAAACCUAACUCUAGAGUUUUAUAUUUGGUUAGAUGUCAAAGAGUUGCGUUAAUGACGUAUAAAUGGGUUAAUGAUCCAAACAUCCAUGGUUUAAAAUAUACAAUACACCAUGGUGUUACUAUUAAAUUAUAUAUGACAUUAAAUAAUUGAAAUAACAUUUUAGUUAUGGAGUCUUUCAA